Molecule: messenger RNA, 1230 nt
Organism: Mytilus trossulus (common blue mussel)
Lineage: Eukaryota; Metazoa; Mollusca; Bivalvia; Mytilida; Mytilidae
Product: tripartite motif-containing protein 5-like
Exons: 1
Coding region: 1-1230 (409 amino acids)
Molecular function (GO): zinc ion binding
Source: RefSeq, a predicted model, not a curated record
AUGACAGAUACCGAGAUUUGUGCCGGUUGUCUCAGAGUUAAUGAAAGAGAGAUUGCUGUCUCGUGGUGUAAUGAUUGUGGGGAACCAGUUUGUCGAACUUGUGAUAAAGCCCAUAGGAGAUUUGCUGUACCUCAUGACGUCAUUGGUAUAAAAGAUAUAUCCAACGUUAGCAAAGCCAUAACCAAGGUUUGCAGAGAACAUACUGGGCAGAAAUUAAUCUUUUUUUGCGUCAUUCACGAUAAAAUUGUUUGUCAUGUCUGUAUAUCUGAAUCACACAAAGAGUGUGAUAUUUACCAUAUAGAGAAAGCUGCCAAGGGAAUCAAGGAUAGCUCAGCAAUACAUGAUCUGAAACAACGAAUAUACAACCAGAAAUAUACCAUAGAAAAGGUGAAGGAGAAAUACCAUGAGUUGUCCAGCAAGAUAGACCAGGAUAAGGAGCAGCAACAAGAACGUUUAGCCAUUGAAGACCGUUUGAAUCGACUGGAGAAAAAUAUAGAUGACCAUUACAACCAAGGCGGUGAAAAAGUAUCAAGCAGCACAGAACAUUUGAAGUCCCUAGCACAAACAGCCAAUACUCACCUGCAAGAUAUUGAAAAAGCAGAAACAGAAGAGAGCGAAGAAAACUUAUUCCAUCUCGUGAAACUGCUCGAUACCAGUCAGUUGUCCAAUGAGGAAAAUCUUCAGCUUUUAGAGAAUGAUAUUAGCAAUAUGUCGUUACAGUUUAUUCCUGAGAAUUUCAUUGAAAACAUUGACGCAAUGUUGACAGAAUUGUGGAAGGAUUCUCAAACGACGUCGUUAAAAAGCCAACAUAGUGUGAAUAAGACCAGGCAGUCACAGUUACGCGUGGAUUUAGAGGAACAACAAAGUCUUGAAAAAACAGGAAUUUAUCAUGCAGGAAAGUCCUCGAAAUUUUAUGCAUGCUGCUUCAGCGAAGACAACAAGGUUGGAAUAAUCGAAAAACAAUCCGUUCGUGACGAGCAUCCUAGUCCUUUUACUACUACAACUAUAUACUUGCGAAUCAUUAACCUGAAGGAUUGCAAGUCACACGCUUUCCAACUUGACUGUAAAUAUAAUUCUAUAUGUAAAGAUACUAUUUGCUGGUUCGAUCGAAACAACAUACUGAUUGUUCAAAAUGAUAGUGUUCAUAUUAUUGACCUUGAAUUAGAGGAUAUUUAUCGUACAAUUAACGUAAUUAGGUAUCACUAUGGCCAGUAUCCUGCAAAUGGAUAA